CAAUACAACUUGUACAAUUUAAGACCGGUGAGGACCACUGAUUCAAUAGACUUAUCUCUGUUUUUUCCCAUUCCAGCCUUCCUGAUGUACUUCUUCAUGAUCAGCUACUUCGCCUGGCUGAACACGGUGAUGGCCAACGUCUGGAAGUUGACAGUCGCACGGCGGUGGAAAAUCCGAGAGAAGGCAUGGUACGUCCUGAACCACAUUUACGCACACACGGUGGCGCUCACCUUGACGGUCAUGGUCUACAUCUACCACAUGCGGAAUCCGACGUUCGGAGAAAUAUCCUGCUGGUUCCGGACGGAACGAGAGCAGUCCUACUUCGUCUAUCUGCCAUUGAGUGUCAUGCUUAGUAUCAACAUUUUCCUUUUCGUGUGGACCAGCUAUCAUCUGCAUGCCAGCGGCGAUGACAUUAGCCCGGAUCGAAAGAAAGCACUCCGAUACAAAUGCAUGCUCUACUUGAAGCUAUUCCUGCUGGCUGGGCUUAUUUGGAUUUUCGAAAUCAUCUCUUUCCACGUGGAAGACGGACGCCUCCAUCGGUCCUGGUUCUGGUUUUUGAUAGAUUCCAUCAACUGCCUGCACGGGGUGCUGAUAUUCUUCGUGCUGAUCGUGUGGCGGCAACGCAUCAAGCGGGAACUAUCCGGACGUAAAGUGCUCUGCUUCCGAUGUCCGGCCAGUUGGGCACAGCUCAAAGAUGACGAACAGGAACAACUGGCGGAAGAAGGUCGGGACUAUGGAAAGUAUGACUUGAUCAUCAAGUGAAGGGAACAAUAAUACCAGAGGUGGAACCGGAUUGAGGUUUCCCCGAAGGCAACGAGUGGCAGCAUAACCGUCUAGCAACUAAGCGUAACAACAGAAGAUUAACAACAAGCUUAACAUGCGAACAGUGACUUACGAGAAGGUACUUCAUCAAUUUAAGGAUUAGUUAGAUGUUUAAUCAGUACGUAGCAGAUACUGUAAGAAAAUAGCUGUUAAAAGUUUGUAGGAUAGCGAUCAUUAGCUUCCAAGCUUUACUGUCAUAUUGUUGAUAAUCAGCAGAAUCGCAUUAGGUUAAGUUGAAGUCUAAGAGAAUGUUUAAUAAACACAGUGAAAUCAAAUGUUGAACUAACACAAAUGCAUGGAUUUUAAUAAACGUAACUGAAUUAAUUAUAA
Aedes aegypti (yellow fever mosquito) is the source of this 1152-nucleotide messenger RNA. RefSeq names its product probable G-protein coupled receptor Mth-like 1. Gene Ontology annotation, biological process: cell surface receptor signaling pathway; G protein-coupled receptor signaling pathway. The transcript is spliced from 6 exons. The record is from RefSeq and is a predicted model, not a curated record. NCBI's taxonomy places the organism in Eukaryota, Metazoa, Arthropoda, Insecta, Diptera, Culicidae. Gene Ontology annotation, cellular component: membrane. The annotation marks the transcript as partial. Gene Ontology annotation, molecular function: G protein-coupled receptor activity.